This is a messenger RNA of Mesorhabditis belari, 996 nucleotides long. The record is from the annotation of a GenBank genome assembly. NCBI's taxonomy places the organism in Eukaryota, Metazoa, Nematoda, Chromadorea, Rhabditida, Rhabditidae.
AUGGGUUUCGCGAUCGAUUAUGGAGCCACAUUUUUCAUGGUCACUUUUUAUGUGACAUUGGGCAUUUUCUCCUCAAUCAUCAACCUCAUCAAUAUAUUUGUCUACAGUCGAAAGGCUAUGCGCUCAAAAUUUCUCUUUCAAUUAACCUUCGAGCUAUUCGAAUUAGUCGACAGUAUUAGCUAUAUUUUGACGGGCGUUGGAAGAGGAAGUGGGCUUUUGGGUGGAUAUUUCACAACGCCAAUCACCGUCAAUGAUUGCUUUUUUAAGACUUACUGGGUUCACUCGUUGAUUCUCGGAAUGGAAUUACCCUGUUACAUGGUGAUUCUCAUGUCAAUUGAGAGGAUUUGUGCCGCGUUGAAACCGGCACUUUACAAGAAAUAUUUCUCGGGUGCUCAGAAGAUGUGGUUUGUGACGAUCGUCAUUACUGGUGGCUUGAUAUCCCUCUUCAUGGCUGGUCUUUCAGCUGAUGGAGAUACAACACUCACUGGCACACAUCAUUGUGCGAUCAUCACGUCGACGAGUAAAACUUACUCAACUUUUCACUUCGCCAUUGUCAUCGUCGCUUAUCUAGUCUCAUUUUUCUCACUCCUCAUCGUCUACCUCGUUUCAAAGCACGUGGAAGGCAUGAUCGCGAGACGGGAUCGCGAGAAGAAAAUCUCGUUAAUGCUGGGCAUUUGUGGGAUCUCAAUGGUGUUAGUCUCUCUACCAUCAAUUGUCAUGAUUGGCAUCAAAUGGGGUCUCUGGGUUGUGAGCGAUCUAGUGGUAGCGCUCACCUACGGGAUGCCUGGGUGCUUAACCAUUGCGAAUACUUGCAUAAACUUGAUUUUCCGGAAGGACUACCGCGAGCAGUUUAUUGGAAUAUUUGGAGUUCAUGCCGAGAAAAUGACGAACAAAGUGCAAAUCUCAGUCACCCAGUCUCCAUCACUUCACUCGCAUGCCCCAUCACCACAAAUAUUUCGCUCAAUUGCUCAAAUGGCAAUGACGAAAGUUGAGCCU